This is a messenger RNA of Musa acuminata subsp. malaccensis (wild Malaysian banana), 2279 nucleotides long. Its product is annotated as cyclin-A2-1-like. Gene Ontology annotation, molecular function: cyclin-dependent protein serine/threonine kinase regulator activity. Gene Ontology annotation, cellular component: nucleus; cytoplasm; cyclin-dependent protein kinase holoenzyme complex. Gene Ontology annotation, biological process: mitotic cell cycle phase transition; regulation of cyclin-dependent protein serine/threonine kinase activity. NCBI's taxonomy places the organism in Eukaryota, Viridiplantae, Streptophyta, Magnoliopsida, Zingiberales, Musaceae. The record is from RefSeq and is a predicted model, not a curated record.
UGAGGGGUUUCUCGAUCGCCUUUCCUUUUCCGUCUCCCUCCGCCUCUUAAAUCGAGAGCGAGAGAACGAGAGUGCGAGAGGGCGUCGGAAGGCAUCUCUGAGUCGCACCGCUGCAUUUCGAGGUUGCUUGCUUCGGCUUGUCCUCGAUCUCGUUUCUUUGAUGCGAGGGCGACGUUGUAGCUUCUGCGGCCGGCCGCGACUGCCGUGGGCUCUGCGGCGGCGAGGGUGGGGGUCAUCGUAGGGUUACAUGAGCACUUUGUUUGAGAAUCCUGCUUUCUUUUCUUCUUGAUGUGUGCACGGCAAUGAAGAAGGAAGGUUCCUUGGGCACGAGUUUUGAAGCCCCUUGUGGGAGAAUUACACGAGCUCGGGCUGCUGCUUGCCGUGCAAAUGGAAAACUUCCUCCCUUGAUGCCAUCAGUUGCGAAUGCAGAGAAGAAGCAGACACGCUGCAGCAACUUAAAGAGAGCAGCUUUUGAUGAGAACAGUCAUGGUUCCCAUCCAGCAGCUUCACAGUGCAAGAAAAAGCGUGCAGUGCUUACAGAUGUCACAAAUAUGUUCUCUCAGAAUUCCACCAGAAAUUGGGUACCAGCGGGGAAAGUCAAGUCUACCACUGCCCAAAGGGCUAAAUCAGGUCCUUCAAAAACCAGAAGGUAUUCCAACUCUAAGACGUCUAAGUUAUCUCUAGUUGGAAAUGCCUCAACUUUAGCAAACGUGGAAGAUAAGAUGAAUGAAGGAGUGCAAAAGGUGGAGACACUGGUGUCAAAAGGAUCUCCCCCAUUUGGAAAUAUGGAAGACUCCUUGGUAGCAUUACAGCACAAAGAGUUAGCCAUAGUUGGAAACACGCCUACUUAUGCUGACAUGAAAAAUGAAAUAAUUGAAGGAGCACAGAAUGCAGUGACACUUGUGUCAAAAGAAUCAUACCCGUUAGAAAAAGUGGAAGACUCCUUGAUGGCAUUACAGCAGAAGGAAAUCACCAGGGAUGGGGAGAGCAUACAUAUCACAACUUUGAUUGAAGGGCAUAACUCUGUUGGGAAUCAUGACCUCAUAAAUCACGCAAAGAAUGGGGGGUGCAGUGGCUUGGACUUUAUAGAUAUUGAUACAGACCAUGGAAAUCCUCAAAUGUGUUGCACUUAUGCCUCAGAAUUCUAUACUAAUCUUCGUGCUGCAGAGCUCAUUCGGAGACCGGUGUCUAAUUUUAUGGAAGCAUUGCAGCGGGAUAUCACUGAGAGCAUGCGGGGCAUUCUAAUAGAUUGGCUUGUGGAGGUUUCUGAGGAAUACAGACUUGUUCCAGAUACACUCUAUCUUACAGUAUAUAUAAUUGACCAGUUUCUCUCGCAAAACUAUAUUGAAAGACAAAGGUUGCAGCUGCUUGGCAUUACAUGCAUGCUAAUUGCUUCGAAGUAUGAAGAAAUGUGUGCACCACGUGUAGAAGAAUUCUGUUUUAUAACUGAUAACACAUACUCCAAGGCAGAGGUGCUCAACAUGGAGAGUCAAGUGCUUGGCUUUUUAGGUUUUCAACUUUCAGUACCUACCGCAAAAACAUUUCUCAGGAGGUUUUUGCGUGCUGCUCAUGCUUCAAAUAAGGUUCCUUCUUUAGCCUUGGGGUACUUGGCCAACUACUUGGCGGAGUUGACAUUGGUGGAGUAUAGCUUCAUAAAGUUUCUCCCUUCAGUCGUUGCUGCAUCUGCCGUAUUUCUUGCUAGAUGGACAUUGGAUCAGUCAGACCAUCCAUGGAAUCCAACCCUUGAGUAUUACACCUCGUACACAGCUAUGGAUCUGAAGGCGACCGUCUUUGCAUUGCAAGAGCUACAGAAGAACAGCAAAAGUUGUCCAUUGAAUGCCAUACGUGAAAAGUAUAGGCAGCAAAAGUUCGAGUGUGUGGCUACCCUGGCAUCUCCGUCGCUGGUGGAAUCACUCUUCUGAUGACAAAGGGAAGUCAGAAGAUGGUAACUAAACUAACAAUACAGUGCUGUAUCCUCUUUUACCUGUUCUCAUUUCUUUUCUCUUAAAGGAGCAAAAGGAAGAGAAAAGAGAGAGAUAGAGAGGAGAGAUGGCGUUCUGGAGGCAAGUAUGGGCGGUCUGCUUGUUAUCUAUUCUUAGUUCUUUUUAUUUGGUGAUGGCUGUUGAAUUCAUUUUAUCCCUGUGGCUGUGGUCUUUCUACGCCCGUCAUUGUAGCAUAAUCUUAUAAGAUGGAUGGGAGCGGUAAACUCAGUACAGAUUGACACUGACAUUGCAUGGCAAUCUGAAGGCUGCUCGUUCAGGAAUUUAUUGGCCCAUUGU